Molecule: messenger RNA, 1258 nt
Organism: Enhydra lutris kenyoni (northern sea otter)
Lineage: Eukaryota; Metazoa; Chordata; Mammalia; Carnivora; Mustelidae
Product: spermatogenesis associated 24
Exons: 6
Coding region: 14-721 (235 amino acids)
Cellular component (GO): cytoplasm; nucleus
Molecular function (GO): DNA binding
Source: RefSeq, a predicted model, not a curated record
CCCGGUUGCCAGGAUGCUCUGUGGCGUCGCAUUCUCAUUGGUUGGCGACGGUGGGCGAGGCGCCCAGAGACAGCCAUUUCCAACGAGCUGGCGUGGGCGAAAGAUGGCGACGCCCCUCGGGUGGUCGCAGGGGGGCUCUGGAUCAGUGUGUCUCGCCUUCGAUCAACUGCGGGACGUGAUCGAAUCUCAGGAGGAACUGAUCCAUCAGCUGAGGAACGUGAUGGUUCUCCAGGAUGAAAAUUUUGUCAGUAAAGAAGAGUUCCAGGCAGUGGAGAAGAAGCUGGUGGAAGAGAAAGCUGCCCACGCCAAGACCAAGGUCCUCCUGGCCAAGGAAGAGGAGAAGUUGCAGUUUGCCCUCGGAGAAGUAGAGGUGCUAUCUAAACAGCUGGAGCAAGAGAAGCUGGCUUUUGAAAAGGCGCUCUCCAGUGUCAAGAGCAGAGCCCUGCAGGAAUCCAGCAAGAAGGACCAGCUCAUCACCAAGUGCAAUGAGAUUGAGUCUCACAUUAUAAAGCAAGAAGAUAUACUUAAUGGCAAAGAGAAUGAGAUUAAGGAGUUGCAGCAAGUUAUCAGCCAGCAGAAACAGAUCUUCAGGAAUCACAUGUCUGACUACCGGAUCCAGAAGCAGCAGGAGAACUACAUGGCCCAAGUACUGGACCAGAAGCAUAAGAAAGCCUCAGGGACGGUUCAGGCCCGGAGCCACCAGCGCCCCAGGGAAAAAUAAAAUGGUCGUCGCCUUCCUGUUCUUUGGCUGUAAUGCCCGACCUCUGCCUUCUCUGCUGUGGGGGUCCCCAUCCCUAUCCUUCCUAUCCCUGUGGGUCCUGGCCCUUGCCACCACCGGCCUCACCAGGGGCCUGAUUCCCAGGGAAGAGACAGGGGAAGAAGUGAAAGGUGCUUUUUUUUCCCUUCCUGCUUGCCUUCUGGAGGACCUUUGUGACAGAGGGAAAAUCAAGUUACCAGGGACUUGGAGGGGGACAGGGCUUGGACCACUGCCUUGUAGGCCACUCCUGAGCUUAGAAAAGGAUGCUGCCCAAGUCUCCAGCCCCUGCCACUUCCCUCCCCCUCUUAGGUAGUAGGGAGAGGGUAAGUGGGGGGGUGUAGCCUAGGGGAGGACUAUUUUGUUGUCUAAUAGGCACUGUCCUUCCUACUCUUGGUACUUAAUCCCUCCCUAUGUAAACAGCUCUGGUUACCCCUGGUUACCUGUAAACACCCCACCCCCCUCCCAGCGCCCUGGUAAAUUUAACUCUCCCAACUUGGCUAU